AUGAAGUAUAAAUGUCUGAUUGUUGAGAAUGAUCCUCUGGAGCGCGACCUUCUGGAAAUGCUGCUUCGUAAAAUAGAGUCAGCAGAGAUUGUAGCGGUUUGCGAGAACGGUAUGUCUGCCAUGCAGGUACUAUUGCGGGAGGAAGUAGAUCUUGUAUUCACAGAUAUAGAUAUGCCUGAGCUGUCUGGGAUUGAUUUGCUAAAGAGCCUGAAAAAUCCACCGGCAUUUGUGUUUAUCAGUGCUCAUGGAAAAUUUGCGGUGGAGGGGUUUGACCUGGAUGUGGCUGACUUUAUAUUGAAGCCCGUAACUGCUUACCGGUUGCUCAAAGCUUUUGGUAAAGCAAAGGUGUUACAUGAUAAGAGAGCAGUGCAAGGAGUGGUAACGACCCAUCUGCCAAUUGAAGAAGAGGGGAUUUUAUAA
Molecule: messenger RNA, 420 nt
Organism: Ostertagia ostertagi
Lineage: Eukaryota; Metazoa; Nematoda; Chromadorea; Rhabditida; Trichostrongylidae
Source: the annotation of a GenBank genome assembly